This is a messenger RNA of Theileria equi strain WA, 1061 nucleotides long. RefSeq lists its product as hypothetical. The coding region runs from base 56 to 805 and encodes 249 amino acids. The record is from RefSeq and is a predicted model, not a curated record. Lineage: Eukaryota; Apicomplexa; Aconoidasida; Piroplasmida; Theileriidae. Gene Ontology annotation, cellular component: membrane. The transcript is spliced from 4 exons.
CUGCGGAUUCUCUUUGGAACUAGAACGUUCCUCGUACCUUCUUACUAGGCCAAAGAUGUCGGAAGUUGUAGCAGGGAGAAGAACAGCCGAGAGCAAUGUCUCUACGGAUUUGGAAAAAAAUGCCUAUGACGAAGAACACUUUUCCAAGCAUACACCAGGCUACUUGAGGAGGGAGUUUGCCAUGAAGGUACUCAGCAUUGUAGGAAUGAAACUCCUGGUAUCUUUUGGGUUUAUGUUGUUUGUAAACAACGUUGAUUCGCUUAAAGAGUUCUUUUCUGAAAACCCGUGGCCUGGAGUUGUUGGUUUAAUUGCAUUUUUUGUCAUCUCCUUUGCGGUCCAAUGUGAAGCAUCAUGGAUAUAUCACUCAGUUAAUGCAUUCUUCACUCUAUUCACUAUGACUAUUUGUAUGUCACUAUUUUUGGCUACGUUGUGCGCCAGAAUUUAUCCCGUUGAACUUCUGAUUCUGGUUGGAGUUCUUGUCUUACUAUUGACAUCUUUAUUAUUUAUAGCCAUGUGCUCUGCAGUCGAUUUCUUAAGUUAUGCGCUAUUUGGCUACGUCUUUUUCAUAUCAACAUGUCUGCUUGGAAUCGCUGCGAUAAUCUUCAAUAAUAGGGCAUUUGGGGUUCUCAUUAGCGUAUUGCUUGCUAUGUUCAUGUCAUUUUGCAUUCUGUUGGAUAUUCAGCUAAUUGUGGAUGGUAGGAGCCAUAUUUGGACAAUCGACCAAUACGCCCAGGCGUCGAUUUGCCUAUAUAGCGAUAUAUGCAUGCUAUUCUUUGAUAUUGUGACUAUCGCAAAGUCAAAGUGAUACGAUCUGAUUUAUACAUGUGACUGGCACGAAUGACGGUAAAAGCGACCAGAAGAUAAACGAGUUCACGUGAAGUACAGAAGCAUAAAAUUGAAAUAUAGCACGAAAAUGGUGAUUCUUACAAAGUUUACAAUCGCAUGCAGCGUACAUUAUUGUGUAAUUAAAAUCUUAUAAACACCCGCCACAUACAAAUCUGCGUAAUUUUCGCAGUCUAGUUACUAAACAAGAAACUGGCGAUUAAAUUGUCUCUAUCGUC